AUGGGAAAGUUCUCUGCCGCCUGCGCUGCCCAAUUCUCCCUCGAAGGGAAGACCGCCCUCGUCACCGGUGGCUCUCGAGGUAUCGGCGCUGCCAUCGCUAUCGGCCUCGCUGAAGCGGGUGCUGAUAUCAUCCUUCUUCUCAGAGACCUCUCGUCAACUGCUACAAAGUCGGCCAUCGAAGCUCUGGGAUCCACCUGCACAACCGUCAAAUGCGACCUCUCGAACCCCACAGAAGUCAAAGCUAUCGUCAAACACAUAACCACCGACCUCUCGCUCGACAUUGACAUUCUCGUCAACUGCGGCGGCAUACAGCGCCGUCAUCCCGCCGAACAAUUCCCGGACUCGGACUGGGACGAGGUCCUACAAGUCAACCUCACCACAUGCUGGACCCUUGCUCGCGAUGUCGGUGCUUACUUUCUUGCGACAAAGGACAAACGCGCCCCGGACGCUCGAUGCAAAAUCAUCAACAUCGCUUCCCUUGUCUCCUUCCAGGGCGGCCUCACCGUGCCCGCCUACGCCGCCGCAAAACACGGUAUCCUCGGCAUGACCAAAGCUCUCUCAAACGACUGGGUCGGCAAGGGCAUCAACGUCAACGCUGUUGCUCCCGGAUACAUCGCGACUGAGAUGAACUCCGCCUUGAUUGCUAACGAAACGAGAUCAAGACAGAUCAUGGAGCGUAUCCCGCAGGGAAGAUGGGGCAAGCCUGAGGAUUUCAAAGCGCCGGUCGUAUUCUUGGCUGGUGCGGGGAGCGAGUAUGUUAGUGGUACAUGCGUUACCGUCGAUGGCGGCUGGAUGGCCAGAUAA
Myxozyma melibiosi is the source of this 804-nucleotide messenger RNA. RefSeq names its product 2-deoxy-D-gluconate 3-dehydrogenase. The transcript has 2 exons. Gene Ontology annotation, molecular function: oxidoreductase activity, acting on the CH-OH group of donors, NAD or NADP as acceptor. Lineage: Eukaryota; Fungi; Ascomycota; Lipomycetes; Lipomycetales; Lipomycetaceae. The record is from RefSeq and is a predicted model, not a curated record. Bases 1 to 804 code for a protein of 267 amino acids.